AGCAAAGCUCAAGAUGGCCGACAAAACGCCAGGCGGAUCUCAGAAGGCCAGUUCAAAGAGCCGAUCAUCAGAUGUGCAUUCAUCUGGAUCUUCAGAUGCGCAUAUGGAUGCAUCUGGACCCUCAGAUAGUGAUAUGCCAAGUCGAACACGACCUAAAAGCCCACGAAAACACAAUUAUAGGAAUGAAAGUGGCCGUGAAAGCCUUUGUGAUUCUCCUCAUCAGAAUCUUUCAAGACCUCUUCUAGAAAACAAGCUUAAAGCAUUCAGUAUUGGAAAAAUGAGCACAGCAAAGCGAACUUUAAGUAAGAAGGAACAAGAGGAACUGAAGAAAAAGGAGGAUGAAAAGGCAGCUGCUGAAAUUUAUGAGGAAUUUCUUGCUGCUUUUGAAGGAAGUGAUGGUAAUAAAGUGAAAACAUUUGUUCGAGGCGGGGUUGUUAAUGCAGCUAAAGAUGAACAUGAAACAGAUGAAAAAAGAGGUAAAAUCUAUAAGCCAUCUUCAAGAUUUGCAGAUCAAAAAAAUCCUCCAAAUCAGUCAUCCAAUGAAAGGCCACCAUCUCUUCUUGUGAUUGAAACGAAAAAACCUCCACUGAAGAAAGGGGAGAAAGAAAAGAAAAAAAGCAAUUUGGAACUUUUCAAAGAAGAACUAAAACAAAUUCAGGAAGAACGUGAUGAGAGACAUAAAACAAAGGGCAGGUUAAGUCGAUUUGAGCCUCCUCAGUCAGAUUCUGAUGGUCAGCGGCGUUCUAUGGAUGUGCCUUCAAGAAGAAAUCGAUCAUCUGGUGUUCUUGAUGAUUAUGCACCUGGCUCACAUGAUGUAGGAGAUCCAAGUACUACUAAUUUAUACCUUGGAAACAUUAAUCCACAGAUGAAUGAAGAAAUGCUAUGCCAAGAAUUUGGAAGAUUUGGACCAUUAGCUAGUGUAAAAAUUAUGUGGCCUAGAACUGAUGAAGAAAGAGCAAGAGAAAGAAAUUGUGGCUUUGUGGCUUUUAUGAAUAGAAGAGAUGCUGAAAGAGCUCUAAAAAAUUUAAAUGGGAAAAUGAUUAUGUCUUUUGAAAUGAAGUUAGGUUGGGGUAAAGCUGUACCUAUUCCUCCACAUCCAAUAUACAUUCCGCCUUCUAUGAUGGAACACACACUUCCCCCACCUCCAUCCGGACUGCCUUUUAAUGCGCAGCCUAGAGAGCGAUUAAAAAACCCCAAUGCGCCCAUGUUACCACCACCUAAAAACAAGGAGGAUUUCGAGAAGACUCUGUCGCAAGCCAUAGUCAAAGUGGUUAUCCCAACAGAAAGGAAUUUGCUCGCUCUGAUACACCGAAUGAUAGAAUUUGUUGUGCGUGAAGGGCCAAUGUUUGAAGCUAUGAUUAUGAACAGAGAAAUCAACAAUCCUAUGUUCAGGUUCUUAUUUGAAAACCAGACACCAGCGCAUGUUUACUACAGGUGGAAGCUUUAUUCUAUUCUGCAGGGAGAUUCUCCAACUAAAUGGCGGACAGAAGAUUUUCGUAUGUUCAAAAAUGGAUCUUUUUGGAGGCCACCACCAUUAAAUCCUUACCUUCAUGGGAUGUCAGAAGAGCAAGAGGCCGAAGCCUUUGUGGAGGAGCCUAGUAAAAAGGGAGCACUCAAGGAAGAACAGCGGGAUAAAUUAGAAGAAAUCUUGCGAGGAUUAACUCCAAGAAAAAAUGAUAUUGGAGAUGCCAUGGUUUUCUGUCUUAAUAAUGCUGAAGCUGCUGAAGAAAUAGUGGAUUGCAUUACUGAGUCGUUGUCCAUCUUAAAGACACCUCUUCCCAAGAAGAUUGCCAGGUUAUAUUUGGUUUCUGAUGUUUUGUACAACUCUUCAGCCAAAGUUGCCAAUGCUUCAUAUUAUAGGAAAUUUUUUGAAACAAAGCUAUGUCAGAUAUUUUCAGACCUCAAUGCUACUUAUCGUACAAUUCAAGGCCAUUUACAAUCUGAAAAUUUUAAGCAACGGGUAAUGACUUGCUUCAGAGCAUGGGAAGAUUGGGCAAUCUACCCAGAGCCAUUUUUGAUCAAACUUCAAAAUAUUUUCUUAGGACUUGUAAAUAUCAUUGAAGAAAAGGAAACAGAGGAUGUCCCAGAUGAUCUUGAUGGUGCUCCCAUUGAGGAAGAGCUUGAUGGUGCGCCUCUGGAAGAUGUGGAUGGGAUUCCCAUUGAUGCUACUCCCAUUGACGAUCUUGAUGGAGUCCCUAUAAAAAGUCUUGAUGAUGAUCUGGAUGGAGUGCCUUUGGAUGCAACUGAAGACUCUAAGAAGAAUGAACCCAUAUUUAAAGUUGCCCCAUCAAAAUGGGAGGCUGUAGAUGAAUCUGAAUUAGAAGCACAAGCUGUGACAACUUCCAAGUGGGAGCUAUUUGACCAGCAUGAAGAAUCAGAAGAAGAAGAAAACCAAAAUCAAGAAGAAGAAAGUGAAGAUGAAGAAGACACUCAGAGUUCCAAAUCAGAAGAGCAUCAUUUGUAUUCUAACCCUGUCAGAGAAGAAAUGACUGAGUCUAAGUUCUCUAAAUACUCAGAAAUGAGUGAAGAAAAACGAGCUAAGCUUCGUGAAAUUGAGCUCAAAGUUAUGAAGUUUCAAGAUGAAUUGGAAUCUGGAAAGAGACCUAAAAAACCAGGCCAGAGCUUCCAGGAACAAGUCGAGCACUACAGAGAUAAAUUGUUGCAACGAGAAAAGGAGAAAGAGUUAGAAAGAGAACGAGAAAGAGACAAAAAAGAUAAAGAAAAAUUGGAAUCCCGAUCCAAAGACAAGAAGGAGAAAGACGAAUGUACUCCAACAAGAAAAGAAAGGAAAAGACGGCAUAGUACUUCUCCCAGCCCAUCUCGGAGUAGCAGUGGUAGGCGAGUGAAGUCCCCAUCUCCAAAAUCAGAACGGUCAGAACGCUCAGAAAGAUCUCAUAAAGAAAGCUCACGGUCCAGGUCAUCUCACAAAGAUUCUCCUAGAGAUGCUAGCAAGAAAGCCAAAAGGUCGCCAUCUGGUUCAAGGACGCCUAAAAGGUCUAGGCGGUCUCGGUCUAGGUCGCCUAAGAAAUCAGGAAAGAAAUCCAGAUCCCAGUCCCGGUCUCCACACAGGUCUCAUAAAAAGUCAAAGAAAAACAAACACUGACAUAUAUUUUUAAGAUCCUGUCACUUAUUGGAAAUGCAAGUUUGUUUUGUGCCUGAAUGGUCUGUUUGUUUUUUGUUUGUUUUUUUUUUAAUAAAAAAAAACCACACACACAAAAACAAAAUUCUAAUGAAAGAGCAUUCCUGGGUUUGUUUGUUUGUUUGUUUGUGAAUGCAUGUGUAAACUCAUGAGUAACUGCAUCUGUAGACCUGUCAUUGUUUUAUAUUGUAUAAAUUACUUUUGUUGUGGCUGUUUCUCAAGAUGAAAUUUUUAUUGUGCUAAUGAAUUUCAUCAGAAAUGUGUAUAAUGGAUCUGCUGGCAGUAGUAGUAUUUUGUUUUAGGAUGUUGUGACUUAGACACAUAAUACAGAUGUCUUCCCCUCUUUUGUAGCUUUGACAAUUUGAAUUAGAUUUCAAAUAAAAUCUGAACAGAAAACUAUAAUGUUGUUUUUUUGCCCAGUUGGUAACACCAAGUCCCUUAAAGACCUACUAAGUGAAUUUGGCACUAUUGCUGUUUUUUACACCUAGUGCACUGUACAAGCUCCAGUGUGAAAGCAGCUAGUGUUUUAUGUUUACUAAGGUGGCUACCAAAAUAAAACCCGUAAGGUUUCCAUACCCAGAGAUGAGAAGGCUUGAGUGAGUGGGUAUGAUGUGGUAUUUGUUGCCCAGUUAAAAUUUCAUUUUUCAAAGAAGCAACAUGAUUUCAAAAGCACUCAACCCGUCUUCUGAGCAAUUACGUAUUUUUAGGGUAGAUUUAAUUUUUAUCUUCUAUCAUGAAGCAAGUUUAUUUAUAAAAGAUUUUAUAAAAAAGAUUUGCCAUAGAAUUCUUUUGUAUAAUAGUUGCCUUUUUAUAAUUGUCUGUAGGUUAUCUUUAAAACACUGGUAUCAUGAUAUUUGUACAAAUUUGUUUGAAACAGCUUUUCUGUUUUGAAGGUUUGGGUUUGAAGUACAGCUUUCAAUAAAAAUUUAAAUGGUUUUCAGGCAAUUUUAACACUCAGUGGUUUGUAAAUUCAAGGUGCAAAAAGUUGACUUAAACCAUUUGCAGAGUUGAAUUCUGUUAUAAACAGGAAAGAACUUGCUGUAGUCUGAGGGAGAAAUAGGAAAACUUGUGAAUGUUGAUCAAAAUACUGCAGUGAAUAUAAUGUAAUAAAGGGUGACAUAGACUCAGACUGACACUGUAUUUGUCAAUCUUGCUUUCAGUGUUUCAUUUAGGUACUUUAUGUGGCUAGUUUUGUUUUUCCUCUAAUAACAGAUUGUUUUAUUUAAUCUACUUUUAAAAAUCCUUUCACCUUGUUUACUUAAUUUUGCCUAAUCACAGAAUAAGGCUUCCUAACCCGUGAUAGGGGAGUAGUCCCGUCCGCUGUACAGUAAGGCUUCCUGACCCUGAUAGGAGAGUAGUCACAUCAGCUAUACAGUAAGGCUUGCUGACCCUGAUAGGGGAGUAGUCCCGUCUGCUGGACAGUGAGGCUUCCUAACCCGUGAUAGGGGAGUAGUCCUGUUAGCUGGACAGUAAGGCUUGUUUUCCCCACGCAGCUUUAGAAAUGAGCCAAUCAUUUUGUUAGACAUUAGUGGUUCUUAGCAUGAAAAUAUUGUUCAGUCCUUUGUUUACCUACUUUAUUAGGAAAUAUUAAAUCCUUAAAGUUGCUUAGAAUAAUUUAUGUGAACAUUUGGUGCUGAUACUUAAAGACCUUUGUAAAUACAGCUGUUACAGAAGGCACACAUUUUUCUUCUCUGGGUCUUUGGAUAGGCCAAGAAAUAAUUGGUCAGAAAGUAGUUUUCUUUUUUUUUUUUUUUUUUUCAGGCAAGUUAUGAUGGCUAGUUACUUUUCUCUCCUGAGUAAAAAACCUGAGCUUGGUUUUGGGUGUUCAUUUGUAGUGUUUUCUACUGCAAUGGAUCCAUCGCUAUUAUAGUUAAAUUUUGCUGCAGAUAGACUUGGCUUCCUUUUGGGUAGAUGGGAAAUUACUUAGACCUGACAGAAUAUUUUCUGGAGUUUUUUAAUGUAUAUAUUAAGUUGUGUUGAAUUUUGUUUUAUUGAAUUGUAAAUAGCAUUAACUAGGUUAUUUCCAGUUUUACUUUAUGAGGAAACAUCUAGAAUAAGCUGUUAAAAUUCACAGUGGAUUUGGGUGGCACAUAGCUGUUCCCAGCAGAGGCACAAUGAUUAUAAGCUCUGGAAUUGAGACCAGCUUGGGCAAAAGACAGAGAGCCUAUCUCAAAAACAUGUUCCUUGUAAGUGUCGUGGGAUUAGGAACUGGUAUGUUCUUACAAGAAGUAAACUGUUCUGCAUAUUUUUCCUAAUAGCUUAGUUUUCAUAUCUAAAGAACAUACAGCAUAAUUGCUGUGAGUUGACUUAGAAUGCUCACACAUGAUCUGAGUCACAGGAAAGAUGGUUCUAGCUGUGUAGCACAAAGCUGUUGUCCUCUACUGAAUUGCAUGUGUGAGCAGAGCCUCAGUGGUCUGUCCCUUCAAAGGGCCUAAAACAGGGUCCCUUACCAAGGCAAUGCUGUCUCACUUUUCUCUGCACACAGGUGCAAAGUUACAUGCUGGUGGAUUUUUUUUACCAAAGAGACCUGUGACUUAAAAGGAUUGUGUUUGGUUUUCUUUGGCAUUGUAUUUCAGUAUUGCUGUGAGUCAGUAUGUGGGGGUUUCUGUCUCUAGGAAGUUGGAGAUUAAAGUACUGGGGCAGACAGAAAGCCCUGAUCCCAAAGGAUCCUUUUAUUUGGCUCACAAUAUUUUUGGCUUUUUUUUUUUUUUUUUUUGCUAAAUUUUGUAGAAAUUGCUCUAUGCUGACCCAAUUUUCUUUAUUGCAGACCAUUCCUGUGGUCUUAACUUGAGAUUGAGAAUUGUAUUCCAUUUAAAGAGUGUCAGAGGACAUUCUUCUUUCUGACUUAUGUAUCCCCCAUUCUUUAAUAUUCUUGAGUACUUAAAAAUACUUUAAAUAAAUUUUGUUCAUGAUCAAAUUUAGGUUUAUUAGAAAUAUCCUAUACAUUUUUGCUGUGAUGGUGGUAUAAGUUCUGAAAAAUUACAGAACGAUAAUAGUUUGCCAUGGUUAAAAAUGAGGGCAGAUAAACCUCUGCCAAAGUGCUUUAACCUAUUCUGAUGACCACAGCAGUGUGAUUUCUUUAGCAGAGAAAGUUGCUUUUAAAAAUAAACAGUACCACUUUUCUAAUACAAUACUUUUUAGAAAUAAGCCUUUUGCUCUUGUUUCCAACUGUUUUACUUUUAGUGGACAAGCCCAGCCACAGAGAAUUCAGUGCAGAUAUUGUGAAGACUGUAAGUUUAAAGGGUUUUGUGAUUAGUAACAAAGUUUGUUUCCACGUCUCACGUGCAUGUUUUGGGAUAGAUUUUAGGGAGUGUUUCUUAUCCUUUCGACUGUUUCAUUUUUUUUUUUUUUAUCAACUUUCUAGGAUUUAGCUAAUAAACGACAAUAAAUCCCAGGGGAGUGUAAUGAUAGGCAAGGAGAUGGGAAUGUGCUGCUGUUCCAAGUGAGCCUUGUUCCAUUGCUAAUUUCAAUGCCUUUGUUGAUUCAGUACCACCUCAUGGAUCUCCAAUGUAAAUGAAUUAUGUGUAUAAUGGUAAUUUGUAUAGUUUUGUAGAUAAAAUGUCCUCACUUUCAUAUGUAAUUGUGCUUAGAGUUAUUCUUCUAACUUGAGCAGGGUCUUAUAUGUUGUGUCUCUGGUGAUUUGAAAUAGCAGAAAAGACAGAUUUCUAGAAGUGGAGUGACCUAGGAAAGCGGCUCCGCGAAAGUGCCCCUAGUGGGGCAGACUCCAUGGACGGCCAGUGGAGCUGCUUCCAGACGAGCCGUGAAGAUUAGUCGCAAAGUUCAUGAAAUUCACUUUUAUUGCUUUUUUUUUUUUUACUUUUAAUUACUUAAAUAAAAUACAUUGUUUUCAAUGGUAAAUUUAGACUGUUGAUGUAAUUUUCUGCGUACAGUUUUCUACUGGGAGCCCUAUAGGGUAACCUAGCUUUCACCAGCUUUCUCCCAUGCAGAACGGUGAUGCGAGGAGCCGUGUCUGUCCAUUGUAGGUACACAGCUGCGACAUUUUAUGCUCUUACAUUCUCACCAGAUAGUUUCAUGAUAGCUGAUCCCUAUUAACUAGGAAAUUUCAUACACUUAUGUUAAAGUUCUGUUUAUUUCACCAAGGAAAACUUGAGACUUCAGCAUGAAAUAAUGGCCAUCCAUUCACCAAACUGUAAAUAUCAGCUUGUUAAUUAGUGAUGUGUUUUGAUUUUUAAAAUCAACAUGGUUUCAUCACACUAAAAACUCACUGGUUCCUUUUUCAGGUUUUGUUUUAGUUAUGAUAAUGCUCUUGACAAUAUUUGCCAUCUUAAGCAUUUUAAAAUGUACAGUUUGCUGGUGUUGGGUAUAUUCACAUUGUUGUACAACCAACCUAUAUAACUCCUUCAUGGCAAAACUGAAACUCUGUACCCAUUGAGUUCCCCUCUCCCCCUGCCAUGCCCCUUACCAGCCACAUUCUGCUUUGUUGCUUUUUGACUAAUCUAG
Molecule: messenger RNA, 7600 nt
Organism: Chionomys nivalis (European snow vole)
Lineage: Eukaryota; Metazoa; Chordata; Mammalia; Rodentia; Cricetidae
Gene: U2surp
Product: U2 snRNP associated SURP domain containing
Exons: 28
Coding region: 14-3103 (1029 amino acids)
Biological process (GO): RNA processing
Cellular component (GO): nucleus
Molecular function (GO): RNA binding
Source: RefSeq, a predicted model, not a curated record